AUGUACAGCGGCAAGGGAGCAUGUUACACGCCCCGCUGCACCACCGAGGUGAGUGUAAAGACCACCACGAAAACGUGUCAUCAUCUGAAGCCCAUCUUCCAUUGUGGGGUUGCCUGGCACCAUCACCGCAGGCACACAAAGAGGUGGAAGCUGCCCUGGAGGAAAGAAAGGAGUCAGAAAACUGGUGGAAACAUCGACCAGGUUGAUCCUCAGGCAGCGAAGGAGGUCGAGGAGACCCAAGUUUUGGACCUGCAGAUAGUUCCAGAGUCUGGCGUUCUUGCAGAAGUCCACGCAGUGACACUGGAGGUUUUAUAUACUCCAAUAGUGGAGAACACUCCUGAAGAAAUGGAGGAAGUCCUCCAAACCUCUACAUCUUUGAGGGAUGAGGUGGAGAAGAACUGUGAGCAGCUCCUCGUGAAUGAUGCAGAUGUCAUCAUUGAGGUCCUUGAGGUGCUGGAGGAUGAUGUGGUCACAGUUAGUGUCGAGCCAGUUGGUGAUCAGGUGAUCAUCAUUGUGGAUGAGGCUGGAAUUAAUAAGCAGGAGACCACAGCAGGGCUUGUGGUUGAGCUGCUGAAAGAAGUUGAGAGGGUCAAUGGUCGGCCUAUUGAUUUUAAAGCAGGAAUUCAAAUUCUGCCUGCUGAUGAUAUUGAUGAGGAUGCUGACGAUCGGGCCACAGAGCAGCUCGUCUCCAUCAUCUCAGAAAUCGAGAAAAUUAAACUGGCUGAGCUCCAUCCUCUGGCUUCCAUUCAGUAA
Messenger RNA from Astyanax mexicanus (Mexican tetra), 753 nucleotides. RefSeq lists its product as uncharacterized. The record is from RefSeq and is a predicted model, not a curated record. Lineage: Eukaryota; Metazoa; Chordata; Actinopteri; Characiformes; Acestrorhamphidae. The coding region runs from base 1 to 753 and encodes 250 amino acids. The transcript is spliced from 6 exons.